GCGAAGCGGCGGACGCGGCGGACGCGGCCACCGCGGCCAAGGCGGAGGCUCCCAGCACGGCCAACGUCAAGCUGACGGCGGACAAGGAGCUUCCAAAGGGCCUGCGGCAGCGGAAGAAGAAGGAAUCCGAGGAGGAGAAGGAGGCCCGCAACAAGGCGCUGCUCUCCGGAGAGGCCCCGGCAGCUGCCGCCGCGAGCGAGGAGGGCCCAGUGGCCGCCAAUGGCCAGCUGAAGCCAAAGCCGGUUCCAGAAGGCCUAUGGGCUGCGGUAUCCUGGUCCCACAAGGAGCAGGUGAAAGCCCGCCAGGCAGCUGCCAGCGCUAUGCAGUUCGACCUGCUGCUGAUCCUAACGAAGCCUGUGAUUCCGCUCAUUAUGCUGGUGGCGUUGGGACAGGUAGAUGCGGAUCUAUGCCACUCUGCCAUGGCACACGUCAGAAUUGAGCUUGGGGACCCCCUUUGUUUGACCAUCGACAGUUUCGCGCUCCUAACAGUGGGGUCCGCCACUACUGUGGUGGUGACCGGUGCCACUGGCAGGACAGGCGCCCUGCUGUACAAGGCCCUGCAGGCGGAUGGCGUCCAGGUCCGAGGCCUGGUGCGCAAUGUCACCAAAGCGCGAGAGAUCCUCGGAUGUACCGCCUGCAACGCGAGCGACGGCAUCUUUGUUGGGGACAUCACCGAGCCAGCGUCGCUUGCGGCUGUGAUGAAGGGCGCAGAUACCCUCGCCAUUGCCACCGCCUCUACUCCCGUCUGCUCCGGGGGCAUUUUCCCCUUCAAGAAAUGCACCUUCCACAAGGGUGCCGAGCCGAAGAACAUCGAUUGGCUUGGCACCAAGGCUCAGUUGGAGGCGUUCGCAGAAACGGGCGAUGUCAAGGCGAAGCAGGUGCUGUAUGUCAGCACCAUGGAAACCACAAAGCCUGACAACUUCCUGGACAAGCUUGGCAAAGGCUAUGCGAGCUUCUACCAUUUGCUGUCGGAGGCAUACAUCAUGUCCUCUGGAGUGCCGUUUACCAUUGUCAAGGCGUGCGGCCUAGGCGACGGCGAGCCGGGGAAGCACCGCUUGUUGGUGGGCCAUGACGACGCCUCUUUUAGCCUGGCCCUGAACCACGAGGUGCACCGGGAGGACGUGGCCCGGGUCUUGGCGGAGGCCAUCCGCCACCGCGAGGUGGGCCUGCGCUUCGACUUCUGCUCCGCGGCGCUGGGCGAGCCCACCACGGACAUCGAGAAGGAUGUGUUGCAAGCCGCGCGCUAUCCGUGGGACCAGCCGAAGCAGGUUGUGGUCUGA
This is a messenger RNA of Effrenium voratum, 1280 nucleotides long. Lineage: Eukaryota; Dinophyceae; Suessiales; Symbiodiniaceae. The record is from the annotation of a GenBank genome assembly.